This is a messenger RNA of Cutaneotrichosporon oleaginosum, 351 nucleotides long. RefSeq lists its product as uncharacterized. The record is from RefSeq and is a predicted model, not a curated record. NCBI's taxonomy places the organism in Eukaryota, Fungi, Basidiomycota, Tremellomycetes, Trichosporonales, Trichosporonaceae.
AUGCUGUACCGCGCAGUGCUGUUCGCCGCGCUCCUGCCUUUCGCAUUGGCGUUUGGAAACUUCUUCAACUUCCCCUUUGGCCAACAGCAACAGCAGCAACAACAGCAGCAGCGUCCUCGCCGCGAACACCCUGGCUGGGAUUUGCUGCACGAUGUGCACUGCCGCGCAGGCUACGUCUGUCCUGGCAGUCUUGUGUGCGUUCCUACCCCAGCAGACUGCCCUUGCCCCUACCCCGAGGACACCAAGUGCGUCGUCCCCGAUAACCGGGAACGCGAUGAGGGCGAAGGCCCGCCAUUUAUCUGCGUCCGUGGAGAUUGCGACGACGUCGUCCGCUUCGCACGCACGAUAUGA